Messenger RNA from Onychomys torridus (southern grasshopper mouse), 2161 nucleotides. It is a transcript of the gene Slc22a2, whose product is annotated as solute carrier family 22 member 2. Gene Ontology annotation, cellular component: membrane. The record is from RefSeq and is a predicted model, not a curated record. Gene Ontology annotation, biological process: transmembrane transport. NCBI's taxonomy places the organism in Eukaryota, Metazoa, Chordata, Mammalia, Rodentia, Cricetidae.
CAAAGGCUGGUCCCUCUUUAAAGUAAACUAACGCUCACCCUUUGACUCUUGGUCAAGAGUCGUCCUGAGCUGACCGUGGCUGCCUUCAGCAGCAUUUGGAGUCUUGCAGAGGAAACCUUAGGACCAGCUGCCUCUAGGAACCAUGCCGACGGUGGAUGAUAUUCUAGAACAUAUAGGGGAAUUCCACCUUUUCCAGAAACAGACAUUUUUCCUCUUAGCUCUGCUAUCAGGUGCCUUCACUCCCAUCUACGUGGGCAUCGUCUUCCUGGGUUUCACCCCUAACCACCGCUGCUGGAGUCCUGGGGUGGCCGAGCUGAGCCAGCGAUGUGGCUGGAGCCUAGCAGAGGAGAUGAACUACACUGUGCCGGGCCUGGGGUCUGCGGACGAGGCCUCCUUCCUCAGCCAGUGCAUGCAGUAUGAGGUGGACUGGAACCAGAGCACCCUUGACUGCGUGGACCCACUGUCCAGCCUGGCUGCCAACAGAAGCCACUUGCCACUGAGCCCCUGCCAGCAAGGCUGGGUGUACGACACUCCCGGCUCCUCCAUCGUCACUGAGUUUAACCUGGUGUGUGCUCAGUCCUGGAUGCUGGACCUGUUUCAGUCGGUAGUGAACGUGGGGUUUUUCAUCGGUGCUGUAGGGAUUGGCUACCUAGCAGACAGGUUUGGCCGGAAGUUCUGCCUCUUGGUCAACAUCCUCAUCAAUGCUACCUCUGGGGUUCUCAUGGCAGUUUCCCCCAACUAUGCCUGGAUGUUGGUGUUUCGCUUGCUCCAAGGACUGGUCAGCAAAGCGGGCUGGUUAAUCGGCUACAUUCUGAUUACAGAAUUUGUUGGCCUGGGUUAUCGAAGAACAGUGGGGAUUUGUUACCAAGUGGCCUUUACCAUUGGGCUCCUGAUACUGGCGGGCAUGGCCUAUGCCCUUCCCCACUGGCGGUGGCUGCAGUUCGCUGUGACUCUGCCCAACUUCUGCUUCCUGCUCUAUUUCUGGUGCAUCCCCGAAUCUCCAAGAUGGCUGAUCUCCCAGAACAAAAAUGCGAAGGCCAUGAAGAUAAUUAAGCACAUUGCUAAGAAAAACGGAAAACCAAUGCCAGUAUCUUUUCAGAGCCUGAGAGCAGAUGAGGAUGCUGGUGAGAAGCUGAACCCUUCAUUCCUGGACUUGGUCAGAACCCCUCAGAUAAGGAAACAUACUUUGAUCUUGAUGUACAACUGGUUCACGAGCUCUGUUCUCUACCAGGGCCUCAUCAUGCACAUGGGCCUCGCUGGGGGCAACAUCUACCUGGAUUUCUUCUACUCUGCCCUGGUGGAGUUUCCAGCCGCCUUCCUCAUCAUCCUCACCAUAGACAGGGUUGGUCGUCGCUAUCCCUGGGCUGCGUCAAAUAUGGUGGCAGGAGCGGCCUGUCUAGCUUCGGCUUUUAUCCCUGAUGAUCUGCAGUGGCUGAAAAUCACCAUUGCAUGCCUGGGUAGAAUGGGCAUCACCAUGGCCUAUGAAAUGGUCUGCCUGGUCAACGCUGAGCUGUACCCCACAUACAUCAGGAAUCUCGGCGUCCUUGUCUGCUCCUCCAUGUGUGACAUUGGUGGCAUCAUCACACCUUUCCUGGUCUACCGGCUCACUGACAUCUGGCUGGAGUUCCCACUGGUAGUGUUUGCUGUAGUUGGCCUUGUUGCUGGGGGACUUGUGCUGUUGCUACCUGAGACAAAAGGGAAGGCUCUGCCUGAGACCAUUGAGGACGCCGAGAACAUGCAGAGGCCAAGAAAAAAGAAAGAGAAAAGAAUUUACCUCCAAGGCAAGAAAGCAGGUCUUCAGCUAAGCUAAAGAGAAAGAAUGUGGUCACUGCCGGGCCAGAGGCAGAGCUCUUCCCACCCCACAGACCCACACCACCCAACUGCACUUACCCUUGGACUUGGUCAGUGGGGAGCCACAGCCUCACAGUUCAUGGAACUGGGGUGUCAGACUCUUCUACCAACCAUGGCCUUCCUCCUCACCCUGCUCUCAGCAGUCCCGGGAAAAUGGCCACUGCUUUACUGGAUUUGGUUUUUUCACCUUUACAUUUCUUUAUUUGGUUUCUUUCUCCACUAUGACAUCAAACCAAACUACCCAAGGGAGCUGUGGGCCAGGACAAGCAGAUAUUUUAAAAAAAGGAAAAAAGAUCUGAAAAACAAUAAA